ACGUCUUAUCGCUGUUGAUUACCUCAUCACAGCGAUACCGCGCUUAUCUCGGUGCGCGGUGCGUACCCCUCCGCGCCGUUGCCCCUCUGCCCCUCAGGGAAUGACGAUUCAUGAACGAAAUCAAGGGGAUAUCUAAGCCGUGAGCUGCCUCUUAAUCAUCACAGUAAUUCAACCACUUUUCAUUUUUCUUUCCCUCUCAUCUGAAUCAUACGCCUAUACCCCGAGAAACGCUGAUAAGAUGUCUGUCGAAGUCCUCAAGACCAUCUCCCCCACGACGAACGAGCCUGUCAUCACCCGCAACGGCGUGUCCCAGACCGACUUAGAUGAGCUCCCUACCACCGCCACCAAGGCAUUCGAGUCUUGGAGCAAGACUUCCCUGGCAGACCGCCAGUCCAUUGUCAAGAAGGCUUUGAAGCUCCUCCUGGAGAAAAAGGAUGAGUUGGCCGAGGAGCUCACCGUCCAGAUGGGCCGGCCCAUCGCCUACACCGGCGGCGAGAUCGCCACCGCGGUAAAGCGCGGUGAGUACCUCCUUAAGAUCAGUGACGAGGUGCUCAAGGACACCGAUGGCGAGCCGGAGAAGGGCUUCAAGCGCUUCAUUCGCAAGGUUCCCGUUGGCCCGGUUCUCGUCCUCUUCGCGUGGAAUUACCCUUACCUCAUCUUGGUGAACUCCCUCAUUCCUGCCUUGUUGGCGGGAAACACCGUCAUCUUGAAGCCGUCGCCGCAGACGCCCACGAUCGUGGAGCGCGUGGCCAAGGUAUUUGAAGAGGCCGGCCUCCCCGCUGGCGUGCUGCAGUACUUCCACUGCGGCUCACCCAUCAUGAUCGAGUCCAUAGUCCGCAACCCCAAGGUGAAGCUUGUCGCCUUCACCGGCUCGGUGGCUGGCGGCCUCGCCGUUCAGCAGGCUGCAUCAGAUCGCAUCGUCAACGUGGGGCUCGAGCUUGGCGGCAAAGAUCCUGCUUACAUCCGCGACGAUGUCGACAUUGAAUGGGCCGCGGAGGAGAUUGUCGACGGCGCCGUCUUCAACUCGGGGCAGAGCUGCUGCUCCAUCGAGCGGGUGUACGUCGCCGACAAGAUCCACGAUGCCUUUGUUACGGCCGUCCAGAAGGUCCUCGAGGGGUACAAGUUGGGCGAUCCCUUUGACAAGGGCACACAUGUCGGCCCCGUGAUUUCCAAGCGUUCCAAGGAGACAAUCGAAUCGCACAUCAAGGACGCCAUCGCCAAGGGCGCCAAGGACGCAACUCCCGCCAACGAGACGUUCGACAACCCGCCGCCAAAGGGCAACUUUGUCAAGCCCACGCUCCUGACGGGCGUGGACCACUCGAUGACGGUCAUGACUGAAGAGACUUUUGGGCCGGUGAUUCCCGUUCAGCGGGUCAAGAGUGAUGAAGAAGCUGUGCAGCUCAUGAAUGACAGCGAAUUUGGCCUAACGGCCAGCAUCUGGACCAAGGACACGGAGAGGGGUUACGAGCUCGCGGACCAGGUGGAAGCGGGUACUGUCUUCGUGAACCGUUGCGAUUACCCCAGCCCGGACCUGGCGUGGACAGGAUGGAAGAAUUCGGGCAAGGGACAGACUCUAAGCCGCUUUGGUUACGACCAGUUCGUCAAGCUCAAGAGCUACCACCUCAAGGACUACCCCAAAUGAGUGGCAGCACGGAAUGUCUCGCGAAGCCGCCGCAGUAGCCAACAUGCGCCCGGUACGCCGAUUGGGCGGAAGAGCUGUUGAAGCAGGACCUGGGAAGGGCACGGUUGUGCGAGGAAGAACUGGGUUUUUUUUUUUCUGGAGGGGGAUGGGGCGUGGUGGCGCUGCUACGUACCGCGUCUCCGUAAAAUUCAAGGCCCCCGGUGAAGCACGGAGGCAUGGUUUGAUUUUCUUGACACGGGCGCACGUCAGGGGCAGCGUUAUCGCCGUACGGGCACCCGCGGU
Messenger RNA from Colletotrichum navitas, 1924 nucleotides. RefSeq names its product aldehyde dehydrogenase. Lineage: Eukaryota; Fungi; Ascomycota; Sordariomycetes; Glomerellales; Glomerellaceae. The record is from RefSeq and is a predicted model, not a curated record. The transcript is spliced from 3 exons. Gene Ontology annotation, molecular function: oxidoreductase activity, acting on the aldehyde or oxo group of donors, NAD or NADP as acceptor. Bases 239 to 1642 code for a protein of 467 amino acids.